AUGCCCUCAAACUUAUUAAAAGUUAUUCACCCUCGUAAAAGAAAAAGAUUGACACUGAGAGCUAGUGUUGAUGAACAAGAAGAGAAAAAGAGUUCGGAGAAACGAAGCUUUCUCACCCUAGAAGAAGCUGGUCUUGUUGAAAUGUCGGGUUUAAGCAGUCAUGAAGGGUUUUUAUGUCGAUUGACGAUAUCGUCGCUAAAUCUUUUGAGGGUGAUAGGAGAGCAAGAAGGGUGUAGUAUUGAGGAACUGAACGCAGGGAAAGUGUUGCACGCAAAGAAAACCAGAACAAGGGAAAAAAAGUGGGAGGGAACUGUGGGUUUUUUUAAAUGGUAUGACGAAGAAUAUGAAGGAGAAUCAAGCAUGACAUCUCACUCAAACCUGCCAUAUGGAGUAGUAGAUGAUGAAAAGGCAUUGCUAGAAGUUAUUGUAGGAUUGCUUGCUUGCUUUUAUCUUGGUUAUUAUGUUGACAAUAGUGGUCUUGAAGAUGUAGUUGUUUUGUAG
This is a messenger RNA of Lactuca saligna, 501 nucleotides long. The record is from the annotation of a GenBank genome assembly. NCBI's taxonomy places the organism in Eukaryota, Viridiplantae, Streptophyta, Magnoliopsida, Asterales, Asteraceae.